This is a messenger RNA of Brassica rapa (field mustard), 3327 nucleotides long. RefSeq names its product putative U-box domain-containing protein 58. The record is from RefSeq and is a predicted model, not a curated record. Gene Ontology annotation, molecular function: ubiquitin-protein transferase activity; RNA binding; protein binding. Lineage: Eukaryota; Viridiplantae; Streptophyta; Magnoliopsida; Brassicales; Brassicaceae. Gene Ontology annotation, biological process: protein ubiquitination.
UCUCUAAUCGAAAGGUAAUCCGGUUCUUUGUCUCAUGCAUGUGAGUGAUCUCUGUUCAAUUUGUUCUGAUUGCAAUUUCUUCUUCUUUUUGGGUUUGUGCGGUUUGAUUUAGUGUAUCGGUGGCGACGGAGAUCUCCUCUACGGUGCGGGAGCUCUCCUCGACGGCGACGGAGCUCUCCUCGAUGGCGAUAAAGCUGUAUGUCGGUGGCGACGGAGCUCUCUCACAGUGACUCUCCUCGAAUCGAAGGUAAAGCUUCUGUUGUCUCAUGUUCUGAAAUUUUUUUUAAUUUUUCAUGGAUCAAAAUCGAUUUGUUGUAUGGAUGGAUCAAAUUUGAUAUGUUCAAAAAUCACUGAUAAAAUCGUUUUGUAUAAGUUCUGACUUGUUGUUUGAGUGUGUGGGUUUCUCAAAUACAUUGUUGAUCAAGUUAGUAGUCUCUGACUUCCGGUUUCUCUGUUUGUAUGUUUUCAAUCUCAACGAUCCACGGUGCAAGAGGAAGGAACCUCAAAGCAGAAGAGUGCAAAGCAGAGCAAUACAGAACUCCAAAGCAAGAGACUUGCAAUGCAGACAUCAAAAACUCAAGGUUCUUGACAAAGUCUCUUUAACACCUUUAUGUCUUAAAUAUUAUUAAUUUUAUCUCAAGAGACCCUUAAUGGAGUUGUGGGAUAAUGAUGCUCUAACCUCCUUAUUUUGGGCCGAGGUAAAUGAAGAAAAUAGACACGUCAUUCCUUCGUAGGUGCAGACUACGAUGAUGAAGUUCAAACGACGUUGCUCUUAUGAGUUUAAUUUUGUUUUACCUUCUCAAGAAGAGGCUCGGGAAGUUCAAAGGAGAGUGUGAACUGUGAAGUCAACAAGAGUUUCAGAAGAAGAAGAACUAAGUUUAGCAUAUUUUAUGCAUAUGGAAGCUCGCAGGAGUUUGGCCCAUGUAAUUAGUUCUCGUUACUGAUCACAUCAUCCUUUUUCUUCUUAUUUCUUUUCAUCGAUUCUAAAACUUUAUCUGCAUUUGAUUGUAUGUCGAAGAUGAACUCUCAGACUUCGUAUGGAGUUGUAGGGAAUCCCAACGAGGAGAAACGAGUUAUAGAAAAAGCAAGGAGUUUGCUCAACUGGUUGACUGAACGGAACUUUGACAAGAUAAAGGAUGAGAUCGUCCAGACCAUUAUAAGAGCGUCCCCCUCUGCUUUCGUUAUCAAGUCUCUAGUGUGUUUCAUUUUAGAUAUGGCGAUGGUGGACAGUACUGCCAAUGUCUUAUUCGCUCGUCUAUCAGUCCAUCUUUUUCAAUCCCUUCCCCCUUUCCCAUCAGCUGACCGUCACGGCGAGAUUACCACUUUCGAGAGGCUCUUCUUGUGUAAAUGCCGAAUGGAGCUUGAACACUCAUCUCCUGAAACUGAUAGGCAUGCACCACUUGUUUACGUUGACGAAUCUGACUGUUGGAGAUUUAUCAAGACCGUGCGUCUCUUGGCUGAAAUCUUCAAGAAUAGGAUGCUCUCCCAAACUACUCGCCAAAGUAUUAUUCAGGUGCUCAUGAAUCCCAUCUUCCCACCUGAGAGGAACACCGAUUCAAUGAAUUGUUUUCUGUCCUUUGUUGGAGUUCUAGCUGACUUUAAAUUUUGUGAUGAAAAUUUCAAGCAGCUAGUGCAAAAUUCACGGGCUGUAGAGCUGGAGAGCAGUUACAAUGAACAAGUCACGCUUAGGAAGGAAGCAGAAGAUGCACUUGCUAGAAAUGAAGGAGAACUAGAUUUGAUGAAACGGCUACUCGAAUCUUACAAGGAAGACAAAUGUAAAUUGCAUUUACAUGCUCAAGGUUUGGAGCAAGAGUACCAAAAUGAGUCAAAGCUUCGGAAAGAAACAGAAUGUGCGCUUGCAAUAGAAAGGGAGAGCAUUGCCAAGGUAAGGCUUCGACUGGAAACUCUGGAGAACGAGCACAAUAACUUGCGGUUGAAAGCUGAGGAGCUCGAGAGCAACUACACGGACGAGCUGAUUCUCAGGAAAGAAUCAGAAGUUUCACUUGAUAAAGAAAGGAAUGAGUUGGAGGCGAUGACGCAAGUGUUUGAAACUUGUAAGAUAGAACAAGAGAACCUGACCUCGCAGGUCAGAACUUGGCUGGACAAAUACGACCAAGAGUUGAGCGUUAGGAAAGAAACGGAGGAUUCUCUUUCUAGACAAAAAGAAGAGCUUGAGAUAGUCAAAGGACUACUAGAAGCAUACAACCAAGAAGCAGAUGCAAUGCGAGAAGAGAGGGAUAGUGCUCUCCAAACAGUACAAGAGCUCACAAGAAAGCAUUUGGAAGAGCGUCAACCACCGCCCUCGUUUUACUGCCCUAUCACACAAGAGGUGAUGAAAGAUCCACACUUUGCUGCGGAUGGAUUUACAUACGAAGCAGAAGCUAUAAAGAAAUGGUUUAGCACAGGUCACGAAACGUCACCCAUGACAAAUCUCCAGCUUCCUCAUCGCAACCUUGUCCCAAACCGCGCUCUCCGGUCUGCUAUUCAAGAUUUGAUUUGAGUUGCUUUUCAUUCCGGUUUACUAUAAAACUGAAAUUUUGUUUCUCUCUAUUUUGCCAUCUGGUUUUUUGGUACUCUACUAUUUUAGUUUUUCCAUAAACCAUAAAUAUGGCAACUUUUCUCUCCUAAUUCCCAAGACAGUAUUUUUGUCUUUAAAACGAGAAAAGAUAAGACAAGGCAAAAGCUCCAAAUAGAAACUCUUAAAACUGAACAUGAUAGCAUGCGUUUCAAGGCCUCUGAGGAGUUUAUGGCGAUGAAGCAACUGCUUGAAACUUGCAAAAGAGAACAGGAGAACCUGAAUUCACAGGAGAACUAGCCUUAGAGAGGGAACAGAGCCAGAGGAUGCUCUUUGUAGAGAAAUGCAAGAGUUUUUUGACGUACUCAAUGGGCUGAUUGAAUGAAUAUAUUACAACAGAGAAGCAGAUGCGAUGUGAGAAGAGGGGAACAAUGCACUCGAAGAGAUCUCAACAAUAGCAAAAAGGAAGAGUGUCAACCUCCACCAUCGUUUAUUUACCCAUAUCUAUCUCACAGGCAAAACCCAUAUCUUUACAAGAAGAUUACUUGCACAACACUCAAUUUCGUAAGUAGCCUAGGUAGUAAUAUGCCAAGUUACUAUGUGUUGCUUACUUUCAUAGAUGUUGCUAAUCGAAAAUUCGAAACCAUUGACAAGUACUCCAAAUGGCAUUUCCAUAUAUAUAAUAUAAGUGCGCUUGCUGUCACUUCAUCAAGAAACAAAGUAGAAAUUUAGGAAGAUCACAUAAUAUGUCUGCUUCAUCGGCGGAUAGAGUUUACGAGGAAGACUGUUAUUAAAACUAUUACAUGAUUCAA